Messenger RNA from Homarus americanus (American lobster), 7309 nucleotides. It is a transcript of the gene m-cup, whose product is annotated as protein fem-1 homolog A-like. Lineage: Eukaryota; Metazoa; Arthropoda; Malacostraca; Decapoda; Nephropidae. The transcript has 2 exons. The coding region runs from base 216 to 2138 and encodes 640 amino acids. The record is from RefSeq and is a predicted model, not a curated record. Gene Ontology annotation, molecular function: protein binding.
GGUGUGGUGGACCUGCGCUCAGCUGAGACACAUACACGGUGGUGGACUCGGGACGAGGAGUUAUUGCCCGAGAAGUUUGCAGUGAGUGUUGAGGAUUUUUGGAGCCCAUGUUGGCGCUCUAGGAGACUGAACUAUUUGUUUUCGUUGAGGUGUGGAUCAAGCUAGGCGCGCUGGAUUCCUCAAAGGAAAAUUUCUUCUCUGUUUUCAAGCGAAGGAUGUGGAUUACAGGCAAGAUUGACCAGACCUCGCAUAAAGAACAAAUAUUCUCGGACUUGUACAAUGAAUGUCGAAAUAUUGCACCCGGGGCUCGACUAUCCUACAUGCUGCGGACCAGGCUGGAGAGAUUCCAGAGGGAAGACAGGAAAGAGAUUGUGACCAGAACUCGAGAUGGUUGUGCCCCACUCUUUGUUGCAUGCAAGAGAGGCAAUGUUGAAGUGGUGGACUACCUCAUAACAACGUGUAGUGCAGAUGCUGAACAACGGGGACUAUACGAGGUGCCAGACGACCGAUCAAUCCACAAUGUGACACCAUUGUGGUGUGCAUCAGUAGCUGGCCGUCUACCUGUUGUCAAGUGUUUAGUUCAGCAUGGUGCUGAUGUUAACAGUGUGUCAGACACGGGCUCUACUCCAGUACGCAGCGCUUGCUUUAUGACCCAUCUUGACAUUGUGACUUACUUAGUGGAAAAUGGAGCAAAUAUUUCUAAGCCCAAUUAUAAUGGUGGUACAUGUUUAAUAAAUUCUGUCCAGAGUGUCAAGUUAUGUGAGUACCUUCUCAAGCACGGUGCUGAUGUCAAUGCACAAGAUAUUCAGAACAAAACAGCCUUACACUAUGCCAUUCAAGAACACAGAUUUGAGACCACAAAAUUACUCCUCGACCAUGGAGCCAACCCACACCUCACCAGCAGGUACCACGAUGAUGCCCUGCAGACAGCGUGCAUCAAGGGGGUGUGUCAGAUAUUUGAGUAUUUGAUAAAUGUUUUCUCUUAUUUCCCAAGUCGGAUUGCAGAUGGAUACGAGCUGCUCGGUACGACGUUCUUGGACGAGCACCACGACAUUCAGGCAGCUCUCCAGUACUGGCGAAAGGCGGCAAGUGUGCGUCAGGCAUCAGGGGUGUCCAAACAGAUUUUACCUGCUAGAAGAAAUUAUCAGUUUGCUUUAGAAUUUAAGACUUCAGAAGAACUGGAAGCCAUCGCCAUCGACUUAAACGGUAUGCGAACGCAGAGUUUGUUGAUAUGUGAGCGUAUCUUAGGAAUAGCACACAAGGACAUGAUCUUUAGGUUGAUGUAUCGAGGGGCAGCUUAUGCAGAUUCUCUACAGUAUCAAAAUUGUAUAGACUUGUGGCUUUAUGCCCUGGAACUCAGGAUUCAGAGAGACACGAUUCUUUUUAAUGAAACCUGUUUCACGGCUCAGGCAUUAGUGCGACUCUAUUUAGACAUGAUCGACAAGCACAGUGCAGGUGUGAUGCAAAACACAGUGAGUUUUGACGAUGCUUACCGUACGGUAGAGUUACUCGCAGAACAGCUACCCAAGUGCAUGGCUCUCCUCCGAAUACAACCGGUCCAUAAAAAACACCAAAGCAAUUUUGACCACAUGCUGAAAGUUUUAACACAUAUGCUAUUUGUCGUGCUUCAUAUUCCAAGGAUGGAGGAGCAACAAGAAAAGGUGGCGACUCUAGUUAACAACAUUCUACGUGUGGACCCAAGAACGUGCCAAGGGGGUCACUCGCUUCUUCACCUUGCUGCUAUGAAGACUAAUGUGCUCAACAAUCACUCGUUAUUAGAAGAAGAACAUAUGACCCCAUUUCCCUCUGCGGGUGUUGUGUCCUUCUUGCUGGCGUGUGGCGCUCCAGUGAACGCAACCAACGACAAAGGAUCAUCUCCCUUGUUUAUGGCAUCACAGGAUAUGCUCUUCAAGGAGGAGAUCGUGGAGGUGCUACUGAAGGCGGGAGGACACGUGGACCAGGUGACGGCAUUUGGGGAGAGACCAAGUAAGAAUCUGAGGCUUAACCCCAAGUGUCAGAUCAGCAUCCUAAACUAUACCUCUCUCAAGUGUCUGGCUGCCAGAGUUAUUCAGGAACACAGGAUUCCCUACGUCGGUGAAGUGCCCACCCACCUGGAAUCCUUCAUCAAGAUGCACUAGAUACCCCCAGGAUGGUGCAUCACAACCUUAUACUUCACUUAAAUAUCCACGCCAGGAGGCAAUCACUCUUGUUGGCAGAUCCCUAUGCACUUAAAGCCCCCCAUACAAGUAUACUGCCUCAGUUGCUUCUGAUUGGUUGCUAAGGAUGAGUGUGUGCAAAUAUCAGGCAUCUGAGAAGCCCCAGUACAGUACAGUACAGUACAGUACUGUACUGUACUGUAAUAAUAACAGAGUACAGUAUUAUGUUAUAAUUAUUGUUGUAAACUUUCUAAAAGGAUAAAAUAUUUUAAUGUUUGAAUUUUCAAAAUUUAUUAUGAACAUAAAAUAGUAUUUUUAUUAAAGAAAAUACUCAUUGUUUAAAAACAAUUGUUGCCAUUUUUUCUAUACUGUAUUAAGUUUAUGCUGUCUGACUCAAAGUGUUUGUUAACCCUCUGUGGUAGACAGAGCUGAGCUACACAGGAAUUAGUGUAAUAAACUGUAGUUGUUGACCAGCAGCAGCUUACCAUAGUUGAUUUGUCAUAUCCAGUGUCAAGCAUAUUUUUAUCACUGUAUGAUUGUGUCCAUGUGUAUAAGCCUGUGUGCUGUAUAAUAAUGUAUAAUGAUACAAUUUAGCUUUAUUUUUUAUGGCUUUUAUACUUAAAAGUAUCCCAAAUUGAAUAUUAAGUGAACAUACAGUACAGGUACAGUAUUUCAAUAUCAAAUUAGCAUUAUAUUAGUUACUUCAUAAUACAGGAAGGCUGUGUUAGAAAUGCAGAAAAAACUUAAGUUUGUCUUUAUGAAGGGCAUUUGGCUUUACAGUAUUGUACAUGUAAGUGUUUUUUUUUAGCCCUAAAUGAUCACUAUAGGACGUGCUGUAAGUAUGGAAAAAAUAAACCUUCACAGUGCUAUGAUCAGACUUUAUUCCUGCUGAUUUUUAGCUUCUGUUUAUCCCACGUCCUGAAAUAUAGUACUGAACAUGUAUACAUAAUAUAUACUGUGCAGCUUAAUCAUUUAGGAUUCUCGAAUAAAAAAACAUUACUCAGUACAGUGUAUUUUGGUACAGUACAGUACUGUAAUACCAAAUGUUGGAUGGGUAAUUCAUAAACAUUCACAAGAUUCUACCAAAACCCAACAGUAGUGUACACUGAAGCAUAGAGAUCCAAUACUGAUACAUGUAAUCACUGGAACAUAUACCUGUAUACAGUACUGUACUGUAGUGCCAGUCACUUUAUAUACCUACGUCACUUUCAAUGUAUACUGUAAAAGGGAAAAUUUUGCAUAUUGGCUCUGCAUAACAUUAACCCCUUGUGUACGGGUUCCCCUUUGUGCUGAAUAAAAUCGUUUGGUGUUAGACAAAUAAAAUAUUAAAAGUGUCAUCCCCAUAGAGAAGGAGUUAAAGAGAAAUUAAUAUUAUUAGAUAUUUUGUCUAAACUUUACAUAAACAAUAAGCGUGUUUCUGCUGCAUAGAAGUCCCUGUGUGGUCAUUUCCUUCCUCCUUUCUGAAGAAUAUGUCGAGAUAAUUUCCAGUUAAGGAACACAUAUAAAGGAUGCUUUCAUAGGUGCAAAACAGUACAGUACAGUACAGUACAGUACAGUAUAUAUUCUUUGAUUUACAUAAAAUAACAAAAUCACAAAUUCUGGUUGGAAAGGCAGUGUGACCAGAUAAUUGUCAGAGUAAUGGUCAAGAAAUUGAUACACUAUGCUUUACUUUAACUACCACAAGAAAAAGGCUCACAUAAGUCAUAGUCACCAUUUUGUUUAUGCCUGGCAGAGUAAAUAUAUCAGGGGAUAGAUUUAUUUUAUCAAGUGAGUUGAUAUGAAACCAUCCAUAAUAUUUUAAGGAACCCCGUCAGUAACUUUUGGUGAACCUACUGUACCCUGUACUGUUGGCCUCAAUCCAUGAAAUUUUGAAAAUGAUCGACUAGUUUCCAGACUUAACAACUUCACUAAUACAGUACAGUAUUAUUACUUCAAUAGAAUGCCCACACUCAAAAAAGGUAUCUUUACAGAGGGAGGGUCGAUGAAUUUCAAAAUGAACAACUGCAAUUCCUGUUGUCUCAGUAGGGUUGCCAAAAUCCUUCGUCUGUUGUGUCUUACAGUAUUGUCAAACACUAAAUCGUAAAGAUACAUUUUUCAUUUUAUUCUUCUCAAAGAAAUAUAAUUCAUGUUGAAAACUUUUAUACAUUACAGUACAGUAUAGGAGUUCAGUCACCAUCAGCAGGACUUCAUGAUUUUGUCCGAGCAAAUAAUAUCAUACUGUACUUACCAAUAAUUGAAAUGUUUAUAUUUGAUAGUAAAAGGGAGAUAUUAAAUACAGUGCGUGAUAAAUAACCGUGUUCUGAGGAGAGCUACAAUACUGUACAGUUCUGGUAUAUUUUAUAAUAUUCUUAUUUUAUAUUAUAUGUCAGUGUUAGAGUUGCCAGCCACUUCUCCAUAAAAAAAAAUGGGGCUUACUGUUGAUGGCACCCAUAAGACCAUAUUUAAGAGCUACAGUGAUUCUUAUUGGCACCAAGAGUGUUGGUUCACAUUAGGUGUAGCUAACUAUGGUUUUGGUAGCAUCUUGUGCCAGAUGUAUUGAGGACAACUGUUAAGGUCGUCCCAACCAAGAGCUAUGCUAUGCACGUGUGUUACGUGUCUUUGAACAGCUACAACGGUUUCUAAAUUAGAUGCCACACUGUGUGUGGCUUACAUAGCAUUGCUGCUGGUGUGAGUUACCUUACUUAAAAACCAUUGUAGUUGUUCAUCGACACGUACCACAGAUGCACAGCGUAACUCUUGGAGUGAGACCACCUUUACGCUGUGCCUCUCCUGCCCACGUCCUUCUCAUCAACUCUUUACAGUUUUAACAUCAUAUUUUAUCAUGAACUUAAACUGUUUCACUGUUUGUUAUACAGAACUUAUUUUAUGGUACUACCGUAUACUGUACAGUACUGUAUUAGUCUAAAUAUAACACAAAGUGAUGUGACAAGCACAAUUCUGGUUAAGGAGUCUUUAAUGAUGGCAGUGUUGGUCACUGUACAGUACAGUGUGUAUAAAAACAAGAAGUGUGAUGAUAAGAUUAAUUUAUUAUGAAGUAUAUAUUGUAAGUUCCUUCAAAUAUAAUUCUUUAAUUUGAACCACUUCAGGAGAGCAAUACUGUAUAUGUAUAUUGUAACUUAGUUGUUGUAAGCACAUACAGUAGCUACCUCUUAUUUGAUAAUUAAUACAAAAAAAGUUAAUUUUCAAAUUCCUUCUUUCUUUCUUAAAUGUGUUUCAAGAGCUGUAGUUGUGAAGUGUUGCUCAUGUUUUUCUUUGUAACAACACUCAUUUCUUUUUGUAUGUGUGUGUGUGUGUAAAAGUAAGUUUGUUAUUCAUUGGUUUAUAUUAUGACAUUAUAGGUGAAUUGGCAACACAAAUUAGUCCAUAUUUCAGUAGUAUUUUCCUAUGGUGACAAGCCGUUGUGCAAGCCACUCAUCUUAUGUUUACAUAGUGAGAAAUUAGUUAAUAAUUCUGUCUGCAAUAUUCAUAUAGACCAGAUCUUGUAUAGUUUUGCCUUAAUGGUUAGGACUUAUAUGGUUAGAAUAUGCACAGCACAAAAACCAAUUAUCCCACCACGAACGAGUUAUCUCAAUCGGUGGGUGCGUUGUCACCAAGAUGUGUUCUAGCAUCAACACUAAUAGAUUGUAAGGCUUAUGACACACCACUCAAACAUGAUUGAGAGCUAUACAGUAAGAGUCGUAUAGCUCAUAAAGAAGCAUUUUGAUCAAUAUUUCGCUACUUACAAAUAAUAUUAUGGUUUAGCAAAAAUAAAAUACAGUAAUAUAAAAUAAAAUUAGGUUUACAGUCAUGAUUUUGUAUUUAGAGCUCGUGUAAUUUAGAGCUUGUACAAAGUUUUCCUGAUUGUGAUAAAUUUAUAUAAGAUGGCAAACACACCGAUAGUUUAGAGUAAUUCUGUGGUGCUUCUCAUAUGUUACUGCUAAUCAGACAGACUCUUUCAUCUGUUGUCUAGUGUUUUUGUUGGCUGAUACAAGUUCAGUAGACUCAGUAAUGCACUAUUCCAGCCAUGGUUCAUACGUCACUACUCAAAAGUAGUACAGAAUAUUUGUCUGGUUUCGUGCAGUAGUGGCGUUGAGCCCAACCAAAUAUAACAUAGAAUAAUACGAGUGUAAUGAGCAGCUAAGACAACAAAAAUGAGAAGUUUGUUUAAGAUAACUUUUGUAUCCCAGGUACCAGCAGCACCACACAGCACUGAGGGGUCAAUGUUAACUGUGAUAAGUCAUCCUCCUCGGGGAUAACACACUACCAUUGUUGUGCUUCUUGCUGCAGAGGAUUAGCCAGCGUACAUGGAGUGAAGCCGUUAGAACCAACGGCCCUCUUGCUCUGUCUAUAAAGUUAUUGAGAGAUGAGGCUGGCUACUUGUCUGCAGCAAUGUUCUAUUUCCUAAGGUGUUUUAAUAUUACCGAAUCCUGUAGCUUUAGUCACCUAGAAAAUUGGAAGGGGAAGGAUGACAACCCAAACGUGUCAUAUUGUAAUGAGUAUGUAUCAUUACCUUAGUGCUUAUUAUAACUUUAUUUGAGGAGCUUCAGUAACAUUUAUUGUAAGGAUUUUAUAAAUCUUUUGAUUGACAAUUGUAAUCCCUCAUUGUCGAGGGUAUCAGGAAUGUUCACUUAUUUUUCAUAUACUUUUUUAAAAUCAUUUAUUGAUAAUUCUACAUUUAAAAUCAUGAUUUGUGUGCUUUGUUAAUUGUAAGAUGAUUUUCUAUCUGUAUAAAAGUUUUUUAUUACUUUUUCAAAGGCAACCCCUCCCAUGUUGUGAGAUGUAGGGUAGUUGGUGAUGUAUUGGUUCACAGUGUCCUCCUCACUAGAAUGUAAGACAUUUUGAAAUGCAUAAUUUUGGAAUAUGAGAGAUUUAUAUUUAUAUAUCUAUAUACAGUAAUAUAUAUUGCUAAUUGUUAGACAAUCUUUACUGAGCACAAUAAUUAUUAAAAGUCCAAAAGUUCAUAUUAAGUGGAACGUUUUCAUUAAUUAUUUCCCUUGUAUUAUAACCACUUCCAUUUUCAUAUUGUGUACAAGUGUUUUGCAGAUCUACGAGGACUGUUUUUGCAUUUUACCAGUUGAUCAGACUAGACCUAGUCAAGAGCCGAUCCACCGUUAUUACUGUAUCUUUCUAUGUAUAAUGUCUUGUAUAAUCCAGAAAUAAAGUUAAAUGCAUGA